This is a messenger RNA of Talaromyces rugulosus, 2022 nucleotides long. RefSeq lists its product as uncharacterized. Bases 1 to 2022 code for a protein of 673 amino acids. The transcript has 2 exons. Lineage: Eukaryota; Fungi; Ascomycota; Eurotiomycetes; Eurotiales; Trichocomaceae. Gene Ontology annotation, cellular component: exocyst. Gene Ontology annotation, biological process: Golgi to plasma membrane transport; exocytosis; intracellular protein localization. The record is from RefSeq and is a predicted model, not a curated record.
AUGGCGUCGCAGCUGGAGAAGAUGAAGGAAGGCCGCGGCCUGACCCUGCGCAACAAGAACAAGUCCCGGCGUCGCCCUCAGAUCAGCGCGCCCAAGCCGAUCUCCGUCCAGGCUCCCAACAAAGAGCUCGAGUCGUCGGUGCCCCUUGCUACGCAGCAGGGAGGAGCGACAUCAGAUCUCGUCAAACGACGCUACUCAGCUCGCUUCAACCACAUUCCGGAUGCUCCGUUCGAUGCUCCGCCGGUCCCGAGUCUCCCACCGGAUGUUCAGGGUUAUGGUGGCCUAGGAGCUGGGCCAGCUGCUGCAAGCACCCCGCAGACGGGCUCUGGGCAGCCCCUUGAAGUGAACCUCAAGGCGCUGAGGGAUCCAUCACUUCCUGUGGACAAAUAUGUGGCUAGCCUGCUCGCCAAUGCGUCUGAAGAAGAUAUCCAGGACUACCAGCAACGUCUGCGGAAGGUCAAGAAUCGCACAUCGACGGACCUGCAGCAAAAUGUCUACCAGAACCGAACUCAAUUCAUCAAAAUCAGUGAGGAAGCGGAGAAGCUCAAAGGCGAAAUGCGGACGUUGCGGACUCUAAUGUCUGAGCUCACGACAGCACUGGGACAGACUAACAACACCAGCGGGUCGAGUUUGCUGUCGCCUACUGAUGACCGUUCCUCGAAACGAAGCAACCGAAGCUCGGUAGCGAAUCUAGAAAACAUGUGGAACAUGCAGCUGCAGUCGCUGUGGAAAACGGUCGAGGGGUCACAAAAGUUUCUCCCGGCCAUUCCUGGUCGCCAUAUUGUACUGGAAAGUGGACACUGGGUUGAACUCGACUCUGCAACAUGGAAGCCCCGAAGACCCGUACAUAUCGUUUUGCUCAAUGACCACCUUUUGGUCGCUGCAAAAAAGCGCAAGCGGAUUGACCCCAAUAGUCCGAACCAACACCGUGGUCCAGCACCGACUAAGCUUGUGGCGGAGGAAUGCUGGCAGCUCCAAGAUAUCGACAUGAUUGACCUCGGAGCGAAUCUAGGCUCUGGCGCGGCGCGUGCUGAAGCUGAGGAUAGAGGCGUGGCGCAUGCGAUCAACGUGCGCGUUGGCUCUAAAUCGUACACUUAUCGAUAUGACCAGCGUACCAGCUCGGCCAAGAAUGAGCUCUUGGCCACAUUCAGGAAGACUGUGGAGGACCUCCGCAAAGCUCUGCGCUCUGAAAUCGAUGCUUCCAAUAAGCCUAGCGAUGCCCUUCGUUCUCUUACUCAAUUAGAAGGCAACCGAAAGUCGGGUAUACUCGAUAACCCCGAUGACAAAGACAAACCAGAAAUCCGUAUUGAUGUAGAUGGCAAACAGCACAAUCUGCGUUGGGUCGAGGGCCAAGUUGAUGACAUUGACAUUGACAUUGCACUGCACCACUUUGAAGAGGCUGUGGCUAGCGUUGAGCGAUUGCGAAAACUGGCCCAGGGUCUCAAAGGGAACUCGGUUGCUCAAGAUGUGAUCAACCAAAAAGUCGACGAACGAGCGUCUAAACUGGCCAGUAUUCUCACGCGCACACUGGUCAACACUAACUCAUUCCCGACUGCCACCAAGACCAAUGUUGGCUGGCUCACUCGUCUUGGAUUCGAAGACCGCGCGCGAGGAGCCUACCUGCGCGCACGCACCGAGGUCAUUCACAAACGCGCCCGUCAAUGUAUCUUUGAGGGCGACCUCCGGAUAUACAUUUUUCAAAUUUCAUUUGUUUAUUUCACUCUGAUCAAGAACACCAUCAGCAUAUACCAGCAAUGCUUCCCGCCCGUCAUGUCGAGCGCAUGCAUCAAAUGGGCAAAGGAACACUUGGACGAAUUCAACGCCGCGCUUUCGCGGCAGCUCAGCAGUGUACAGAGGGACACGGCCGUGUGGCAGGACUGCAUGGGGAUUGUAGACGAACAGGCUUCGAUGUUGAUAGAAGUGGGCGUUGACUUUAAGGAUCUGAUCGCAAGCGGUCUGGAGAAUGGCCAUGCACAGCAAGAGGGCGAUAAUGGCGAACCAGGCGAUGCAGAGGUUCAGUGA